AAAAAAUGUCAAACCAACUUAACAAAGCAACCCGCAAUCAUCCACAGCUCUCUCUCUCUCUCUCUCUCUCUUCUCUCUCUCUAAAACUCAACUCAUUUCUUCCAUAGAUGGGGAGAAUAACGACACUCAGAGAUUUCAUAGGCGUUAUCAAGGACAAGGCUUCACUAUCCAAGGCAGCUCUACUUCCCAAACCAAACACCCCUUCUCUUUCACUCCACCUCGCACUCCUCCGAGCCACCACCCACUCUCCCUCAACCCCGCCUGAAGACAAGCACCUCUCCACGCUCCUCUCUCUCGGCGACAGCUCACGCGCCACUGCCUCCGCCCUCAUCCAGUCCCUAAUGGACCGCCUCCACCGGACCCACCACUCCUCCGUCGCCCUCAAGUGCCUCCUCACCAUCCACCACAUCAUCAAACGCGGCCCCUUCAUCCUCCAGGACCAGCUCUCCAUCUUCCCGGCAUCCGGCGGCCGCAACUACCUCAAGCUCUCCGCCUUCCGUGACGGCGCGUCCGCCACCACGUGGGCCCUCUCCGCGUGGGUCAGAUGGUACGCGCGCUACCUCGAAACCUUCCUCUCCACGUGCCGAGUUCUGGGUUUCUUCCUAUCUUCAACCUCGAGUAUCGUGGAGAGAGAUAAGCAAGAAGAGAGAGUCUCGUCAUUCACGAACCUUGAUUUAAUUAGAGAUGUUGGUUCGCUGGUUGCAGUGAUCGAAGAAAUAUGCAAAGUACCUGAUUCUAUCCUCGUUGAUGACAACAAAUUAAUUAACGAGGUGGUAGGUCUGGUGGGUGGUGACUAUUUGUCUGCGGUUAACCAAGUUUUGAUACGAGUCACCGAGUUUAUGGAGAGACUGAGUUGUCUGAGUUUCGGUGAGUCGGUCGAGUUGGUGUGUGCUUUGAAGAGAUUAGAGGAUUGUAAAGAAAGGUUGAUGGGUUUGUUUACUAGUAUUAGGAAGGCUUCAAUGGAGACGUUGUGGGGAUUAAUUGAAGAGUUGAUUGAUAGAAUUGGGAUGAUGAAGCCGUACACAAGUGAUGGAGGGAAGUUGUUAACUGUGGGAAGGGGAAGUGAGUCGGCUCGGUUUGGAGACCGAGUUUUGAAUCAGGGUGACUCGGUUCGAUUCUCCUCUGUAAGGUUUGACUUGAACUAGUUUUCCUUUUUAGUGACUUGUGUUUGUGUUUGUAGUUAAAUUCAUUAUUAAUUUCUUUUUGUAUAUCAACUUUUUUAAAUGUAAGCAUGGUAACAUUUGUAUAUAGGAUUGGUGAUUUUGUUUGAAUUAAAUACUCAUUUUUAAAUUUA
This is a messenger RNA of Cornus florida, 1294 nucleotides long. RefSeq names its product putative clathrin assembly protein At4g40080. The transcript has a single exon. Gene Ontology annotation, cellular component: clathrin-coated vesicle; clathrin-coated pit. The coding region runs from base 108 to 1145 and encodes 345 amino acids. Gene Ontology annotation, molecular function: phosphatidylinositol-4,5-bisphosphate binding; clathrin heavy chain binding; SNARE binding. Lineage: Eukaryota; Viridiplantae; Streptophyta; Magnoliopsida; Cornales; Cornaceae. The record is from RefSeq and is a predicted model, not a curated record. Gene Ontology annotation, biological process: clathrin-dependent endocytosis; clathrin coat assembly; vesicle budding from membrane.